Messenger RNA from Salmo salar (Atlantic salmon), 3093 nucleotides. It is a transcript of the gene pdli2, whose product is annotated as PDZ and LIM domain protein 2. Gene Ontology annotation, molecular function: muscle alpha-actinin binding; actin binding. Gene Ontology annotation, biological process: actin cytoskeleton organization; muscle structure development; heart development. The record is from RefSeq and is a predicted model, not a curated record. Gene Ontology annotation, cellular component: Z disc; adherens junction; filamentous actin. Lineage: Eukaryota; Metazoa; Chordata; Actinopteri; Salmoniformes; Salmonidae.
GCUCAUUCCUCAGAGCGGGUGACCACAGGUGAUUUCAUAUUGGUUCUUUAUCCAAUAGUCCCCAGCAAUAGAAGUGCAUUUCAGGUGGCCAGAGCAUUUGAUCUGUUAACAUAGUAGCACGAAUCGCUCUUAGAGGCAUAUGAGAUUCCUGUGGGCCUUUUGGGAGCAGAAAGAAAGAAACAUUAACUUUAUUCUGCUGUAUUUUUGGAAGCGACUCGCGCGCAAGGGGUGGAGUGUUUCUGGUCCUGCGCUCUUUUCGGGUAUUUUGGUGCUGUCGCCUAUGAGUUUUUCACUUGAGAUAUUCUUCAGGAGAGCACCGUUGUUGGAUCUGCAGGUGUACGGACACAAUUCGACUAUUACUGAUUGUUGAUCAACUGCAUUGAUUUAGGGUUUGAGCAGGCAGUGGGUGGCGACCUCUGGUCACGUGAUGGUGCUGACAGUAAACCUGAUUGGUCCGUCUCCAUGGGGCUUUAGAAUAUACGGAGGAAGAGACUUCAAGAAGGCGAUAACAGUUUCCAAGGUCAACGGGGGCAGCAAGGCCGAGUUGGCCGCCCUGCAGCCUGGUGAUGUCAUCCUGGAGAUCAAUGGAGAGAACACAGUGGACAUGCUCAAUGUGGAGGCCCAGAACAAGAUCAAAAACUCCAAGACUCAGCUGCAGCUGCUGGUGGAGAGGCCUGAGCCCCCCAGCCCUGAACAGACCAAUGGAACCACCACCCCAGAACAGCUCACUGGACGCUUCCAGGAGGCGGUGCUGGUGAGUCGAGAUGAGAACCAGAACUACAGAGAGUACUCCAUCUCCAGCCCAGCCUCUCUGUCACCUGGACUCUACUCCCCAGAGGCCCCGUCCAGUCCUGAGGGGAAGAGAGAGAGGCUCACACCCACCGGCACCAAGAGCAUCCAGCUGCGUUCGUGGUCUCCAGAAGAGAAGACAUCUAGUCACAGACUGUCCAGACCACUGUCACAGGAGUUCUCCUCUCCGGACUUCAGGAAUAACUCUGUGACCAGUCGAACCCCCACCCCUCCAGGACAUUACUCGCCCCACAGCCCUAUUGACCGCGAGCUGUCUGUCUCCCCCAGACGCAGUUCUGGCUCGGACUUUGCCAUGCAGAGGUUUGACCGGGAUUCAGAGGUCUACAAGAUGAUCCAGGAGAACAAGGAGUCUCGCACGGCCCCUCGACAGUCCAACACCUUCCGCAUGCUGCAGGAGGUUUUGGAGUCUGAUGAGAAGGAGGCAGCUGUGCGGUUCCCAGGACUCUCCCCCAAACCCACCCCUCCCAAAUCCACAUCACCCGGGGGCGGAGUCCCCAAGUACCACACCUGUGAGAAGUGUGGCACCAGCAUUGUUACACAGGCGGUGCGCAUCAUGGACGACCGCUUCCGCCACCCAGAGUGCUACACCUGUUCUACACCAGAGUGCGGUCUCAACCUGAAGAUGCGAGGUCACUUCUGGGUGGGAGAGAAGAUGUUCUGUGAGAAGCAUGCCCGCGAGAAUUACCAGGGCCUUGGCACUGCCCCACGUGCCACUGUCUCACCCCGCCACUGAGGCUCAAAGCAAUAGACCAUGGGCUGGGGAACGGGAGUGGGAGGGCCAACACAUCAGAGGUUGUGCCUUUUCUAUAGCAUUUAACUAUUCUCUCCAGGUUUCUAAUUCAGUUACUAUGAGGUUUGGAUGGAACUUUUCUUUUCCCAGGCCCUCCCGGUUUAGCCCUUAUAGGUGUAUUGUUAUCGCUAAUGUACAGUUGUAUCGGGCGGCAGGGAGCCUAGUGGUUAGAGCGUUUGAUUUGUAACCGAAAGGUUGCAAGAUCGAAUCCCUGAACUGACGAGGUAAAAAACUGUCGUUCUGCCCCUGAACAAGGCAGUUAACCCACUGUUCCUAGGCUGUCAUUGAAAAUAAGAAUUUGCUCUUAACUGACUUGCCUAGUUAAAUAAAGGUUAAAAAAAAUGAUAUAAUAAUAAAACAUCUCAUUCAGACAACUUUGAUGGCCACAUUUACACCAACUUAUUACACAACAGAACUGGUAUAUGAAUCAGAUGAAUGAGAGCGUAACAUUUGAAUCCUUUAAACAGCAUUGAGUCUCCUGCUGACCCGUUCGGAGGAAGGGAAACAAACUCUUCAUUUGAAUUCCAAGGCAUUUGAAAGACAGAAGACAUACAUAUACAAAGGGUGAACUUUCAUCUGUGUCAAAGUUAGUACUGUAUUUGUGGUUGUGUGCAUUUGUGUGUGUGCUUGCGUGCGUGUGUUUGUGGGAUUCAACUUGAGCAAGAGAUUCGAUCAUUCCUUUUGAAGUGAUGGUUUAAGUGCCUGCGUUGCUAUUGGGAUCACUAUUGAAAGGUUUCAGUGGAUUCAGCUUUAGAAUGUCAGGCCGAGCCUGCUGGGUUUGCUUUUGCCUCGUGGUAGCACAUCAGUUUAGUUGGAAUUAUGAAAUGUGUAUUUGCUUUAUUGCUUUUUUUUUAAAUAAAGGAAUAUAAAGAUGUGAUAUAUAUAUAUAUAUAUAUAUAUAUAUAUAAAUAAAAACAUUUUUGUGAAUGUUUCUUUUAUAGAACAAUAUAUAGUACCGUAUCUUAUGACGUCUGAUGGCAUGUGUAUUGCUGUAUAUUCUGUUUCUUCACAGCAGCACCCACAGAAAGACACAGUGUCACACUUCAUAAAAACACAUCAACAUUUUUGAAAAAUAUAAGGGUAAAACUACAUGUAUCUUGCUUGGCCAUUUGUACGGUUAGCUAUGCUAUGCAAUUGUACCAUCAACAGCUUAUGUUGUUGAAAAUAAUGUCAUUUAGGCUAAACCUUCCAGCUCCCUGGACAAUAAACACCAUGUGGACCCCUUCUCCUCAUCCUGUCGAUCAUCAUAUAGAUCAUCCUAUAGAUGGGUACAUCUGGCCUACUGGUCCCACCUCUCUCUACCAGGGAAAUCAUUGUGGACACACAGUCUGGUUCAUUUGUGCUAUAACCUGGCUGUAUUGGGAACAACAUUCAGAAUUUAUAAAACAAGCUUCGAAGUAGGUCUUCUAUUCUCUGUAAAUUGGUGAUGAGCAGACUUUUUCCGCAUUAAGUUUUGUAAGAAUAAAUUCUAUCUUUAAUGCUCUUGAAAUUGG